AUGGAGGCCGCAUUCUAUCAUGCAUCAGUUCUGGUCGGCAACACUGCACGCCUCCGCUGCCGUAUCGACGGCAAGUCCUGCGGCGAGAUGCACAGCAUCAAAUGGUACAAGGCUGAAGCCAGGGUCUAUGUAUACUCCGCUUCUAAAGAUGCUGCCAUCAACAGACCUGAAGGCGAUAUGAUGGACAGAAUGUCAAUAUCUCACGAGCCCAAUGCUACGUUCGCUGAAUUAGUGAUCACUAAUGUGAAACCAGAUGAUGAAGGAGUAUACCGGUGUGAGAUCACCUACCUUCAAGUUGGGGAGGAUUGUAACACCGUGCAGGUCACCGACUUCCACACAUACAUUAAACCAAAAUCAGUGGAAGUGAGGACUGGCGAUGGGAAGGUCCUGGCAGACGGUGCUGUCUUCGGACCACUCUUGGAGAGGACAAGGAUCAACGUAAGCUGCGUUGUGAACGAGGGCAAACCACAGCCUAAAGUCGUGUGGUACUUCAACGGAAAGGAGAUGCUGGAUGCUCAAACUGAAACUCCUAACAAGUCAACAGUGCAACAUAUUCUACCCAUGAUUGUAACCCGUGCUGAGCUCCGUGGCGAGCUGAAGUGUGUCGUAUCCUCCGCAGCACUAGACGAGCCGAUUGUGAAACGGAUAGAACUGGACGUCAAAGUACCACCGAACAAGAUCUCAAUAACGGGCGUUGGGGAGCAUGCAACACAAGGUACAUUGCUGACACUGAUGUGCGCGGUAUCCGGAGCUAGACCAGCUGCCCGUAUCGAGUGGUACAACGGCACACAAAAGUUGAUAGCUGAAGAUAAUAACAUUCAGCAGAGAGAGACAGAAUUGAGUGACUCGACGUUCGAGACGACGUCCAACCUGACCUUCGAAGCGACUCGCUUCGAAAACGGACGCAAAUUCCGCUGUGAAGCCAUCAAUGAUGUGAUGAUAGAAACGAAGGAGCAUCCUAUACAUGCCACUAGAGAACUGGAAGUUUGGUAUCCGCCACUCGUCCACUUGGAGCCCAAAAACAUAACAGUGGUGGAGGGCGCAAAAAUACUCCUGAAGUGCGAGUACGAAAGCAACCCAUCUUCCCUCAACGAAGUUAUUUGGUACAGAAAUGGCAAGAGACUGAACGUGAACAGUUCCCACUAUCAAGGAGGGACUACGGAUCAGCACGCGCUCAUCAUCGUCAACGCCAAAGGAGAGGACAUGGGCAACUACACCUGCUUGCUCUCCAACACCGUGGGCAACGGGACGACCAAUGAAACCAUCGAUGUUAAUAUUCUUUACAAGCCGCAAGUCCGACUAAACAUGAGUGAACAAAGCCCCAUCCUGGAAACUGAUCACAAGAACGUCACUCUUACCUGCCAAGUGGUAUCGGGUAACCCGCCGAUCCUGGACGAGGUUAUAUGGUAUCUGGAUGGCGAGAUCUUGAAACAUUUGCCAGAAUGUAACGGUACCAAUGACAGCCUAUGCAACGACGUCGACCCGUCGAUGCUGCUUCUCCAAGAUACAACUAAAAGUUUCCAUGGCAACUAUUCGUGCAAAGGCAAGAACUAUGCGGGAUGGGGUAGCGAGAGUGAGAAGACGGAAUUAGUCGUCAACUAUCCGCCCGGGCCAGCCAAGCUCACAUACUCGCCGUGGCGAGUAAUAAAAGGACAGUCAUUAAUCUUAAGCUGCAGCGUGCAAGAGAAAGGGAGACCUGAAUCUAACCGAUUCCGCUGGCAUCGCGGCGGUCGCCUCGUCAGUGAUAUCGUGUCUGCGAACUGGACCAUCGACCCGGUCACCUUGGACCACAGGACGAACUUCUCGUGUCGGGGGAACAACACGGGAGGUGAAGGGGAACCGGCCUACGCCACAAUAGAUGUGCUGGCCCCGCCAAGUUUCAAAUACGCAAUGAAUCACUACAGCGGUGCGUUGUACAGAUCUCAGAACAUCUCGCUGUCGUGCACGGUGGAGUGCGCCCCCCUGUGCAGUGUGCAGUGGCUGAAGGAUGGUCAGGUCAUCGACCCCGACAAGACCGACAGGUACUACGUGGUUGAAAGGAAAAUAGAGCCGCAAGUGAAUAGAAACGACUUUGAAGCCACGGAGUCCACUUUGCACUGGAACAUGUCGGCGUGGCCGGGCGGCGUGCUGUCGCGCGCGGCGGACACAGCGCGCUACACGUGCCGCUCGUCGCGCAACGCGGCCGGCCCGCCCGUCAACAGCACCACCAAGUUCGCCGUCGAGUAUGAACCUGAAAACAUCACAGUGACGCCGGAAACUGUUUCCGUUAUAGAGAACAAAAUUCCCGGGAAAGUGGUGUGCUCAGCAAAAGGUUUCCCAAUGCCCAGCUACUCCUGGCGUCGGGAGCAUCCCAGCAAGAACCUAGGAAAAGAUCACACAAAUAACUCCUUGAUUCUCUCCUCGACGAAUACUCUACUCUUGGGUCCCGUGACGAAGAAGGAUGGAGGCAACUACAUCUGCGAAGCGUACAACAAGCACGGUUCCAUCAAUACGUCAGUGUUUCUGGAUGUAAUGUUUGUACCUGAAUGCGGUAUAAAGCAAUCUGUUAAGGAUGGAGAACAAGUUCUCGUGUGCACUGCACAAGCAAAUCCUGCUGAGGUGUCGUUCUUUUGGAAGCUUAAAAACGACAAUGAUAGCCUAACAGAUGAAAAGAUCUGGCAAGUCGGACUGCAGAGCUACCUACGCCUCAGCCCUGGCGUAGAAGUCUACCGGACCUACAAGUGCUAUGCCAAAAACUCCGUCGGAAUAUCUGAGGCAUGUGAGAGAGGCGUUGAAGGUAAUAAGGUGUGGUGGAGAGAUCAAUACAAGCUCCUGCUAUUCGGUGGCAUCGCCCUUGCUAUUUUAGUCAUCACCGUCAUUCUCUGCAUCAUCAUCAUUUGCAUUUGUAGACGAAUGAGGGCCAAAUCUAAGUGCCCACCUACGAAUGGCGUAGAUAAUGCGGCAAAUGGUAAUUUAGGAGCGGAGAAUCCAGGUCUCUACGAGAACCUUCCGUUCCACGGUCUGCAACAACCACCUAAUAAGCCUGUGCAAGCAAUCCAACCCAGAGUUGUUGAACCUAACCAAAAAAAUAACAAAGGGAUAGAAACAUUGCAAAAACAAUUGACAACAAAUCCAUCGUUCACUCCAAGAAUUGUAUGCCCGCCAUUUGUACAAAAUGCCAUAAAUUAUCCAGUAACAUCGUUAUCUAACACACAGUAUCAGGCUACAUAUGGAAUUCCAGUGUUAUCGCCGAUUCAACAAAUGUAUCCAUUACACCAAACGGUGUUGUUAAAUCCGUAUCUGCCGCCAAUGCAACCAUCGUUUCUAAAACAAUUUCCAACUAUUGAUGAAGAGGUAGAACCCGACACAAGAAAGUUUAGCUCGCUAAAUACUCGAAACAAUAAAAAACCUCCUCGAUUUCAAUCGAUGAGAAUUAUCAGAAAAAGGAAUAUAGAAAGAUUCUAUCCAAACACCGAAUAUGGAGACAACUUCAAUGAAAUUAACAACAACAAAAAGAAUACAGACAAUUCAGAUAACGACAGAGAUGUAUUAACAAAUGAAGAUACAAUUUACGCAAAUUAUCCAUCUUUACUUAAAACAAAAUCCAAUAUAAGUGGCGUAGAGCAGUUUGAGAAUUUAACUGAUUCCAUUGAGGUUUACGAAGAGCCCAAUUACCAUAUGAACCUAUCAACAAAUUCUCUCAAUAAACCGAUACCAGCUCCGCGAAAAAAAAUAUCGCCAUUCAAUUCACCACUUAAGUCCGAUCACGUCUAUGUUAACCUAUCUAUGCCUCUUAUUAACACUUCAAACCUAAAAUCAGUUGACAUUGUUGAUGCUCCUGUACGAUCAGCAAAGUCUGUCGAGAACGUGUCGAAAAUUGAAAAAUUUCCAAUUCGUAACGCCAGGAGCAAUUUAAGCAUAGUUAAAAAUAUAACACCAGAAAACGAUGAAACUAAGAAUCGUAAUGAAAAUAUUAACAACCAAAGCAUAAGCACAGAUAUCAAGAAGCCAAAUAUUGUGGCUACAACACCAAAAAGAAGUACAGUGACCACUUCUAUUAUAUUACCUUCCAGUUCCUUAGUGAAAUCAGUAGUAAGCCAAUUGAACGAUCAAGCUAGGGUCAACAAAGUAGGUUUACCAAUAAAGCAAGUUAUAGCGCCAAAUAAAACCUUACAAAUACCAAAAUUGGCUGAAAAGCCUAUACCAAAAAAAACAUUAGUUAAACGUAGUAAUUCAGUUCAAAGUAACUUAACCAUAAACAGUGAUAUUGCUCAGAAUACUAACUUACUUCAACAGCAAUACAUUCAAAAAAGAAAUCAUUUUACUAAUUUAAGCUCUAAAGGAAAGAAUAAGAAAAAUUUUCAAAUACCUCUACAAAAGCAUCAUAGCUUCUGUUAUUUUCAACCGAUUAGAGUCGACAAACGGAUCCCCGUUGACCAAGAAAGGUCAUAUAAUAAUACAAUAGGUCCUGUUAUAUACCAAACGGGGGAUGUUCAAUAUUAUACAAAAACAUUGAACAGAACAAGAGAGAAGAACAGUCAAAAAUUAAAUCGCUUGAAAAAAUCUGAAAGUCUACGAGAAAAAUUAUCCUGUGUUGGAAUCUACGAUAACUACGAAAAACCAAAUUACCCAGAUCCAGAAUAUAACGACUCUGAGAGGAAGUCAUAUUUGCAGCUCUUAAAAGGGAACUACAUAUCAAGUUCUUCAAGAAAUAUUAACCCAGAGUACAACUGUAGCUCAAAUUUCAACACGGUGGGUCCCAAAGAUGAAAGACCCAAACAAAAAAAAUUAGUUUACGCUGACUUAGCUCUAGGUAAUCAUAAUUUAAAAUUUAAAAACACAGUCAAUUCAAAUAAACACUUAUAUGAUACCUACUCUAUAGGAAAUGCUGAUACUAACAAGGAAACUAACAGUAGUUAUAAGAAUAAUGUAUUAAGCAGUCAGAGGAAAGGCAGCCACCAACAUAGGAGUGACUACGCCACUCUUAAAUUUAACGAGAUCGACGUCUGA
Parnassius apollo (apollo) is the source of this 4989-nucleotide messenger RNA. The record is from the annotation of a GenBank genome assembly. Lineage: Eukaryota; Metazoa; Arthropoda; Insecta; Lepidoptera; Papilionidae.